This is a messenger RNA of Effrenium voratum, 1206 nucleotides long. NCBI's taxonomy places the organism in Eukaryota, Dinophyceae, Suessiales, Symbiodiniaceae. The record is from the annotation of a GenBank genome assembly.
AUGACCCCGUUUGCUGGCAUCAUGGAGCUGGAUGGCACGGGGCACGUAGAGGUAAGGCAGUCCAGAAACGAGAUCUUCAGCAUCGCACCCAGGCACCGAAAGCCCUCAGUCCUCGCAAACGCGCUGAGUGGAACUGUGGGCUCUGUGCUUGCCGAGGCGGUCCUUUUUCCAGUGGACACAAUCAAGUUGAAGGUUCAGACCGCAAGUGCCACGAACGCACAAGGCUUCCUGGCGACGCUGAUCUCGUUUCUGCGCAAAGCUGGCAUUCAGGGCCUCUACCGCGGGAUUGGAGCAGCGCUCAUCAAGGAAUCAGUUCACAGCUUGAACUACUGGAUCUUCCACGGCACGCUGUUCCGACUCUUCACAGAGUUCGACGACACGUCAGCUACAGCGCCCAUGAGGAGGCUGGUGCUGAACCUCUUGUCGAAGCAGCUCAAUUGGCUAUGCACUGUUCCGUUUGAAGUGAUAUCAAGCGUGAACCAACUGUCUGAUAAGUCUCCAGGUUUUGCAGCGACGGCGCAUAUGUUGUACAAGGAGGGUGGGCUGGGUGCCUUCUACCGUGGCCUCACUGUGUCCUUGAUCUUGGCCAUCAACCCCGCCAUCAUGAACACAUUGAUCACAUCAAUUCUCAGGAUCCGUGCCAUGGUGCGGCAAUCCUGUGGCGAGGACCACCUUGACGCGCGCGACCACAGCGCAGCUGUUGUCGGGGGAAUUACUGCGCUCUCAAAGACGAUUGCCACAAUCCUCACCUACCCGCUCAUCCGCGCCAAGGUGCUUCAGCAAACUGCGGCCUCACAGUACGCUGGGGCGGCCUUUCCUGAGGUGCUGCGCAGAGUCCUCAUGACCGAGGGGAUCGGAGGCUUGUAUCAAGGUAUGCUGGCCAUGAGCUAUAAGACCAUCCUUUGGAACUCGCUGAUGAUGGUCUUCAAACACCUUUUGGGGCCCAAGCGAGCCAAAACGCCACCAGAGUCACCAAAGGCUUUCCUACAGCACAUGCCGCACAUGGCCCGAGAGCCGUUCCCGGCAGAGUACACCCAGGAGAAGCUCGAUGAGAUCCUAGACUAUCUGCGGCGUGUUGGUGGGAGCGGCAAGAAGGUUGAGGCAUUGGAGCAUCGCCUGGACGAGGUGUCUGGCGAGCUUCGGGAAAUGCGAAAGCUUUUGGUCGAGCUGGUUGCCAGGUCGCCCAAGAACGGAGAAAGAAGGUGA